AUGGUAGAAGGGGUGCUGAAUUCUCGGGCUGUUCCUGCUGUAACGAGCUCUGCGAGUCCAGUGGUCUACCCUGUGAGAGGCGCGAAAUCCUGGAAUGCCUGGCCACUCGGUGCUCCACCGAGUGGUGCUCAACCGGCGUUCGCUUGGGGCUCCGUCUGCGGUGGCCCCGAUGCUCGCCUGUUCGCCUCUAUGCUCGUGUUUAAAAAAGUGCCUCAUAUUCGUAAAGCUCAUAUGUGUUUCCGGGCAUGUGCUUUCGCGUAUUUCUUUAAUUGA
Molecule: messenger RNA, 273 nt
Organism: Gongylonema pulchrum
Lineage: Eukaryota; Metazoa; Nematoda; Chromadorea; Rhabditida; Gongylonematidae
Source: the annotation of a GenBank genome assembly